GGAGGAUGGAGAACUGGAAGAAGGGGAGCUGGAGGAUGAUGGAGGGGAAGACACACAGGAUCCCUCUGAAUCUCAAGAGAGAGGUCGGAAGGAAAAGGGGGAGAAGCAUCACAGCGAUUCAGAUGAUGAGAAAGCCCAUCGACGGAUGAAGCGCAAGCGUCGGAAAGAGAAAGAGAAGAGGAGAUCCAAGAAGAAAAGGAAAUCCAAACACAAGCGCCACGCUUCUUCCAGCGAUGACUUCUCUGAUUACAGUGAGGACUCGGACUUCAGUCCCGGUGAAAAGGGACACAGAAAAUACAGGGAAUACAGCCCUCCCUACUCUUCCUCCCACCAGCAGUAUCCGUCCUCUCACAAUGCUCCCAUGCAAAAGAAGAGCUACUCUAAAAUGGAGAGUAAAAAUUACGGCAUGUACGAGGACUACGAGAAUGAAGAGUACGGUCACUACGAGGGGGAGGAGGAUGAAGAUAUAGGGAAGGAAGAUUACGACGACUUUGCAAAAGAGCUGAAUCAAUACCGGCGAGCGAAGGAAGGCUCUCACCGGGGACGAGGUGGCCGUGGCCGAGGCAGAGGGUACCGAGGACGAGGAGGCAGAGGAGGAAUGAGAGGAGGCCGAGGCAUGGGCCGAGGAAACCGAGGGCGAGGCAGAGGUGACCACCCUGAGGAAGAGGAGGAGAUGUAUGACGAAGAGAUGGAAUAUUGCGAUAACGAGGAGCCCAUCAUCGAUGACGAAUAUGACGAUUACUCGAAAGAGCUGAAUCAGUAUCGCAGGAGUAAGGAGAAUCGUGGACGGGGUUUAAAUCGAGGACGUGGUCGUGGCCCCAGAGGAAGAGGAAAUAAAGGAAUGGGCAGAGGACGAGGCAGAGGCGGAAACAGAAGUGGCAUGGGGAAAGGUGGUGGAAUGAACGAGGACGACGAUUACUAUGACGAGGACAUGGGAGAUGGAGGAGGUGGUGGAAAUUACCGGCGGAACGACCACGAUAAACCCCACCAGCAGUCGGAUAAGAAAGGCAAAGUCAUCUGCAAAUACUUUGUGGAAGGCAGGUGUACCUGGGGCGACCACUGCAACUUCAGUCACGACAUCGAACUACCAAAGAAACGGGAGCUGUGCAAGUUCUACAUCACUGGCUACUGCGCCAGGGCUGAAAACUGCCCUUACAUGCAUGGCGACUUCCCUUGCAAGCUCUACCACACCACGGGCAACUGUAUCAACGGGGAUGACUGCAUGUUUUCUCACGAUCCGCUCACAGAGGAGACGCGGGAGCUUCUGGACAAGAUGCUGGCGGAUGAUGCGGAAGCGGGCGCGGAGGAUGAGAAAGAAGUCGAAGAACUAAAAAAACAGGGCAUUAAUCCUCUUCCCAAACCACCCCCUGGGGUCGGCUUGCUGCCCACGCCUCCUCGUCCUCCCGGACCGCCGGCUCCGACGUCUCCGAACGGAAGACCGAUCCCCGGAGGCCCUCCUCCUCCUCCGCCGCCACCGCUUCCACCGCCGGGGCCGCAGAUGCCGCCACCGAUGCACGAACCUCUGUCGCCGCAGCAGUUGCAGCAACAACAGGACAUGUACAAGAAAAUUCCCUCGCUCUUUGAGAUCGUCGUCCGACCGACCGGGCAGCUGGCGGAGAAGCUGGGCGUGAGGCACCCGGGUCCGCCUCCCCCCAGGUUCCCCGGGCCAGGAGGACCCCCAGGACCAAUGCCAGGACCCAUGCACCCCGAUAUGCACCUGGACAUGCACCCAGACAUGCACCCAGACAUGCACCCGGACAUGCACCCCGACAUGCACCCGGACAUGCAUCCGGAUAUGCACCCGGACAUGCCGAUGGGCCCGGGAAUGAAUCCCGGCCCUCCGAUGGGUCCCGGACCGCCUAUGAUGCCCUACGGACCGGAUGAUUCCCCCCAUUCCGGCAUGAUGCCGCCCGUUCCACCAGCGCAAGGUUUUUAUGAUAAUUUCUACCAGCAACAAGAAGGUCUGGAGAUGGAUCACGGAAUGAUGGGAGACCCAGAAGACUACGGUGGUUACGAGGAUAUGGAAGGACCUCCGGGAGAGCACAUGUUCCCUGAUCCGUCCUUGGAUCAUGAUGCCUUGUGUGAAGGAGGCCCUCCCGGCUUACCGAAACCGCCGGGCAGCAUCCCCGAUUUUAUGCCGUCGGCACAAAGAGCUCUUUAUUUGAGAAUCCAGCAGAAGCAGCAAGAGGAAGAGGAGAGAGCUCGGAGACUUGCCGAGAGCAAUAAGCAAGAACGCGAAAAUGAGGAAGGCGAUACCGGUAACUGGUAUUCCAGUGACGAAGAUGACGGUGGAAGUAGCGUCACCUCCAUAUUGAAAACCCUAAGGCAACAAAGCUCCGGCAGAUCUCACAUCCAACCCUCCCACGGAGAAAUCGGACCACCCUCCGGUGUGAGCGACCCUCGCCUGCAAAAAUCCCAAACAGGAGGAAGCGGUCGUCCUGCCGAUCCGCGGUUACGGGAUCCCAGGCUUUCCCGAAACGCGGACCUUUCCGUCCCGUCUCUUCCCGGGGAUUUGGGACCCACUGACCCCAGACUCGCACGACACAUUCCCUCCUCCGCCCCCAAACCAGAAGUUCCUCAUUCCAGCGUCGGCGGCGGUCCGAAACCUUCCCUGCUCCCCGACGAGGAGGAAGGGGAAAGAAUUCUACGGGAUAAACCGGUCAACAUCCCCGUCGAUGCUCUCCCGGGCCAUUCCCUGCGGGAUCCUCGCUCCCAACUGCAGCAAUUCAGCCACAUCAAAAAAGACGUCGUCCUCAACAAACCCAACUUUGCCCGGAUGAUCCUGUGGAGCCCAGAGGAUCUGAUUCCGUUACCGAUCCCAAAGCAAGAGUUUAUUCCCGUUCCGGCAGCUCUUCAAUCCAUGCCUACCCUCGAUCCGCGUCUUAACAGACCCCAAACGGGUCUUUCCGAUCCCAGGCAGAGGGGGGGAACGGGAGACGCCGGUUCUUCUUCGGGUACCGGUCUCCCCGAUUUCGAGCUCCUGUCGAGGAUUUUAAAGACUGUGAACGCGGCCGGCAGUCCAUCUUCCAGCCAGAGCGACAAACCCAGCGACCCUCGGAUGCGGAAAGCCCCCGCCGAUCCCAGAUUACAAAAAUCUACAGAAACGGGAAUUUCUCGAGUUCCUAAAACCUCAGAUCCGGCAUCUGCCGGCGAUACCGCCCCGGCUAUCGCUCCCUACGACCCUCGGCUGCUGACGGCAGGCGGGUUGAGCAAAGGCAGCGGGCAAAGCAGCGUUCUGAGCGCCAUCAGUUUGUACGAUCCCAGGACUCCGAGCUCGGGCAGCAAAGCUUCCGAGUCUCCUAACGAAGCUAACUCGUCCUCUAAAUCCUCAGAUUCCGUCAAAACCACCGGCAAAACCAAGGAACCCCUUUUCGUUCGACGUUCGGCGUUGGAUCAACCCGAAUCGGAAAAAUCGAACGUCGAAUCCGCUACGGACAGGUACAAUAGUUACAACCGACCUCGUCCCAAAACCGCCGUCGUUCCCCCUGUCCAAGAAACGACCCCCCAACCCGGGGUACACAAUCUUCCGGUUCCUUCGGUUUACGGUAUGGUUAAACAAAGCGCCAAAUCCGGAUCGGGAAGUCCUUUCGCGGGAAACAGUCCGGCGCAGGACAGCGAACAGCAAGACGCCGCUUCCCUUAAAGAUGUCUUCAAGGGUUUCGAUCCCACGGCUUCCCCUUUCU
Balearica regulorum gibbericeps (East African grey crowned-crane) is the source of this 3683-nucleotide messenger RNA. The record is from RefSeq and is a predicted model, not a curated record. NCBI's taxonomy places the organism in Eukaryota, Metazoa, Chordata, Aves, Gruiformes, Gruidae.